AUGACGAUCAGGCUUACUAUCAGAUACCGGGCAAAUGCAAUUAAAGCAAAUGUGAUGGGAACAGACACGUUGGAGAUGCUGAAAAUUCAAAUACAGGAGAUGACAGGGGUUUCUGUUGAAUGCCAGGUACUCUUGUUCAAUGACAGGGUUCUUAAUGACAAUAACAAGGAGCUCAAGGAGCUGGGGGUGAAUACGGACUGUGUUCUUUAUCUGAAGAAGAGGAUGGAGAUGCAAGGCGGAGGUAAGAAGGAGGACUUCAGCACAUCGAUGAUGAAGAACCCACUUGUAAAGAACUUCAUGAAGAACCCUGAUGCAAUGAAAAGCAUAAUUGAGAUGUUUCCUGGGCUCAAGGAUGAAAUUGAUAGCAAUCCAGAAAUCCGAAUGAUGAUGAACAGCUCCAGCCUACAGGAAGAACUAGAAAUGCUUUCCAUGAACCCCGAGUACAUGAACACACAACUGAAGAACCUCGAUAUAACAAUGUCGAAGCUUGAGAACAUUCCUGGGGGAAUUAACAUGAUCAGUAGUAUGAUUAAGGAUGUGCAGGAUCCGUUAUCUGCAUCUCUCAAGGAUGGGAUCAUUGGAGGAUGUAAGGUUAGAGAAGGACGAAAGAUCGACAGACCCAUUCACGAGGCAAUUCCUGGAGGAGGCGGUAUGAAGGAAGAGAGUCAGCUUGUAAAAUAUAGAGAAAAGCUUGCAGAGCUCAAGCAAAUGGGAUUCCGAGAUACAAGAAAGAAUCUGGAUGCCCUUAUUGCAUGUAAUGGAGACCUAGAAGGAACUAUAAUGCAUCUGGGCAGGGAAGAUGGCAAAGCAUCAUGA
Molecule: messenger RNA, 816 nt
Organism: Ordospora pajunii
Lineage: Eukaryota; Fungi; Microsporidia; Ordosporidae
Product: ubiquitin
Exons: 1
Coding region: 1-816 (271 amino acids)
Biological process (GO): ubiquitin-dependent protein catabolic process
Cellular component (GO): cytosol
Molecular function (GO): polyubiquitin modification-dependent protein binding
Source: RefSeq, a predicted model, not a curated record